CUUCAGUUUUGACAGAUUGCGUUGCGUGUUGUGUUGGACUGGAGCGAGCGAUGGCUAUCACUGAAAAUUUUGCGAUAUCAUAAUCGCUGGUACCAGGAAGUGAAUGUAAUUUUGGAAUCUCUAGUGUAGAAAAAGUGAAUCUCCUCUGUAGUGCAGUGCGUCGGAAAAGAAUGGUGUAGUGGUGCAUUAGUAGAGUGCGCGGUGCCCCAGGUGGAAUUAUGUGUAUUCAUGGGAGACGAUGCCCACCAUCAUCAUCAGGAGGAGGAUGCAAUGACUUCCAAUAGUAGCAGCAGCACCAAUCCAACAGCUACGAUUACGACGACGACGACGACAGGUAAUAAUAAUUCGGUGCCCUCGAGUACUGGAAGCAGCAGCAGUGGUAGCACAACCACCUUCUUCACCGCCGCCACAAGCACAUCCGAUAGCUCCUCGUCUGCUGGGGGAGUUUCGGGUGUUGUCACCUCUAGCACCACCUCUGCCAUCGAGCCCCCAGCCGUCCUCCGAAGUAGCUCCGCCACGUCCAACAUUACUGAUAAGUCCGAUAACGACAACAAUGUGGACACUGGUGGCAGCAAGUCGAGCGAUAGUGGCACUUUGGCCUCCGCAGUAGACGGUGGUGCUGGCAAACCGACGUCAGAAAAAGCAAACGAUAAGAAUUCGAAAUCUCAGAAGAAUCUUACGGAGCGGGCGAAGAAAACCCCCUGGUAUAAUGCGAUUUACCCGUCGUACAAGUCCCGGACGGAAGAUUUCAAGAAACUGUUCAAGGAAGUGUCCGACGACGAGCGGCUGAUUGUGGACUAUUCGUGUGCAAUCCAGAAGGACAUCCUGGUCCACGGCCGGCUGUACGUCACUCAGAACUAUCUGUGCUUUCACGCGAACAUAAUUGUGUGGGAGACGCGUCUCUCGAUCCGCUGGAAGGACGUUACGUCAAUUACCAAAGAAAAAACCGCACGCGUGAUUCCGAAUGCGAUAUCGGUCUGCACGGACAGUGAGAAGCACUUUCUCACCUCGUUCACUUCGCGCGACAAGACCUAUCUUAUGCUCUUCCGGGUGUGGCAGAAUGCGUUGAUGGAAAAACCGAUAAACCCGCAGGAACUUUGGCAGUGGGUACACACCUGUUACGGCGAUCAGCUCGGGCUGACCAGCGACGACGAAGACUACAUCGAUCCGUACGAUAAGAAUACGGAGGACGACCGCUGCCCGGUGAUCAUUGCAGACGAUUCCAUCGUCGAGGAUCUCGCCCUCAUCAAGGACGUCGUUGAAUUAUCGGACGAACCGACGACCAUCAUCAUGGUAGCAAAGGAAAGCAAAAUUUCCAAGAAGGCGGCCCACGCCAAAGCCGGCGGCUUCCCCACAGAGAGCAACAUUUCCACCCCCUCCGAGCUGCUUCCCACGGACAUGUCCGACUCGACCGAUUCCGCCCCGGAAGAGGAAUUCAUCGGAGUGGGCGUCGAGUGCAAUUCGCUACAUUCCGGACGGCAGCUGGUGCACACCAUCUUGCCCAUCAAUGUGGACAUUCUGUUUGAGCUGCUGUUUUCCAAAUCUAAAUUUUUGACCGAGUUCCAUAAUAGUCGGAAAACUACGGACAUGAUUCAUGGCGAGUGGAAGGUGAACAAGGAUGGGCUGAAGGAGCGGGUGGUUUGUUUGACCAUUGCCAUCACGCAGACCAUCGGGCCGAGGAGUGCGCAGGUUACGGAAACCCAAGUCAUGCGCGACUGCAGCAAACCCGGCCAGCUGUACUCGAUCGACGUCAGUGCCGUCCAGGGCGGCAUCCCGUACGCCGACAGUUUCUACGUGACCCAGCACUACUGCAUGUCGCGCACCAAGGACGACCACACAGUUCUCUCCGUGCACGCUCAAAUCCACUACAAGAAGAACAUUUUCGGCUUCGUGCGUGGCUUUAUCGAGAAGAACACCUGGGUCGGGCUGGAGGAUUUCUACAAUGCGCUGCUGCGGAGCCUCCAGAGCGAGUACUGCAUUCCACCGGCCAAGAGCAAAAGCCGUCGAUCUCGAAAACCUGCGCUCGCGCAGCAUGCCAAAGCCCCGGACGAACCGGCCGUGCUGCGCAGCGCUCCCCUCAUCCCGGCGGCGGCGUCCGCGGCCAGUGCUUCCGCCAAGUCGGCCACGUCCGCCCCGCAAACCUUCUUCUCCUGGUUCGUUGUGAUUUUACUUGUGAUCUUACUAUCGAUAAAUGUUGCACUCUACGUUAAACUUUGGAACCUGGAGGGGGAAAACGAGAGCCUGUUCCGUUCGGCGGACCCGGCUUCCUCCGCCGUCGAUCAGAAGAUUCUGAAGAACCCGCCGCAGACGCACGCCGACUGGCUGGCCCUGCUGCACGAGCAGGAAACCAAACACGCCAAGGAAAUGAUCAAAUGGCAGCAGGUUUUGCACACGGUCACCGAUCUCCUUAGAAAGGUAAGCAGUAUUUGUGAGAAUAUUCCCACUAAUGUUACUAAUGUUAGCGAUCAGACGACGCCUCCCCAGCAGCAACAGCAACAAGCUUUCGGCAUGGACGAAUUGUAGAGAGUACCUAUUAUAUUGGAUAAUAGCUAAUAGCGCACGGUAAAUAGUUGUGACAAAGGUAAUAAAGUUUAAAUUUGACUACUAAUAGGUGAUAUAAUCAGAGUAGGGAAAAAAGAA
This is a messenger RNA of Aedes albopictus (Asian tiger mosquito), 2640 nucleotides long. RefSeq names its product protein Aster-B. The transcript is spliced from 2 exons. Gene Ontology annotation, molecular function: sterol binding; sterol transfer activity. Gene Ontology annotation, cellular component: plasma membrane; endoplasmic reticulum-plasma membrane contact site; endoplasmic reticulum membrane. The coding region runs from base 229 to 2523 and encodes 764 amino acids. Gene Ontology annotation, biological process: intracellular sterol transport. Lineage: Eukaryota; Metazoa; Arthropoda; Insecta; Diptera; Culicidae. The record is from RefSeq and is a predicted model, not a curated record.